CAGUGGCAGAGGGAGAGAGGACGGAGGAAAGAGACUGAUUCAUUCAUCUGUAUAUAUAUAUAUAUAUUCAGCUUUUUGUUUGUUAGCAACUGCACAAACACACUUUUUCCACAACUGUUGAGCGGGCGAUGCAGAUUUUUUUUUUUCCUUUGUUACGUCACAGUCACUUUAGAGAAGUUGAGAAGAAAAGAGAAGAGGAGAAGCGAUCUGGACCCUUUGACUUGGAGAGUUCCUCCGUUUGUGUUUUGGCUGUUUGAACUUUCUCGCCUAUACUGACCUGGACAGUGGUUCAUUGGUUCACCAUGGCGGGCAGGUGGAACCUCAUGAUAUUGGCUCUGUGCCUCUCUGUAUUCACGGUUCUGUCCACAGCACCAUGUCCCAAGGGAUUUUUUCUCAAGAAGCAGAAAUGCUUUGAUAUUGAUGAAUGUGCAGUGGACGAUGAUUAUCCAGAUGGACCCUGUGGAGAUAAUACUGUCUGUACCAACACCAACGGCAGCUUCUACUGCCAAUGUGAAGAAGGUUUCAGAUCAUCAGGUGAUGUGGAUUUUUCCGCUGACUCACAUGUGACCUGCAGAGAUAUCGAUGAGUGUUCGGGAGUCAAAGACAUCUGUGAACCUAAUGCCGACUGUUACAACUCAAUUCCAUUUUACUCCUGCAUCUGUAAAGAUGGAUACAUCUCCACCCCAAGAGUGGAGAAGUUUAUUCAUGGUGACAACGUGACAUGUAUCGAUAUUGUUGAAUGUGAAGAGAACAACUAUUGUGGUCAACAUGCGACGUGCAUCAACACGAUCGGCAGCCAUCUUUGUGUCUGCAACGCUGGCUUUGAAACAAAAUCUGGCAAAUCAAACUUCACCGAUGGUCAGGAGAAAUGUGAAGACAUUUGUGUGAUUGAUCAGACAAUCUGUGGAAAUGGAACCUGCCACCACGGAGCCGGCGGCCAUUACUGUGUGUGCCACGCGGGGUUCACUAACUAUGGCGUCAAAGGUUCUCGGUGCUCUGCGUUCAACUGUGAGGAUUUCAAAGAUAUGAACGAUCUGAUAGGGAAAUUCAACGGUGCACAUGACCUCGUGGUGCAUUUGGAAAAGACUUGCUUGAAGCUCACAGAGAGCAACAACCUCUCUGGAGAAAAGCUCUUAAGGUGGCUGCUGUCUGUGAUUGACGAGCUCUUGUCCGGUGGAGCCUUCAAUGAUAACAGGAAAGUCUCCACCUUUCUGCACAUUGUGGAGUCCACCCUGGGGCUGAUCGGACCCCUCAUACAGACCCCGGGGACAAAUAUGUCCUCCAAGCACACAGAGGUGGAGCUGUGGGUACAUAAAGGGGCAGAGCUACCCAGGGGGGCUGUGACGGCAUCAUCCAAUGAAACUCGGCUGGACAUGCAGAUGGAGACAGCUGCAGGAGAUCCCUCCGAUUACCCUGGCUUUGCAACGCUCUCCUUGCUGAGCUACGGGAACCUGGAGGACUCUGCAGACGGCUUCUUUGGUGAGAUGAAACCCCCGGAGAACCACAGCUUCAAGAUCAACUCCAAGGUGGUGACCGUCACCGUCAGCAACAGAAACACAAGCUACCUCGACCCGCCGGUCAAACUGACCUUCAACCACCUGAGUGAGGUACAGAGGAAAGAAAAGUUAAAUGAAACCAGCCACUGUGUCUUCUGGAAUUCCUCAUUGGAUGGAGGGGCGUGGUCUCCUCAUGGCUGCACAGUGGUGGAGUCCAAUCCAAAAUACACUGUGUGUUCCUGCACCCACCUGAGCAGCUUUGCCGUGCUCAUGGCACUCUACGACGUGAAGCAUAAGUUUGAGUUGCAACUCAUCACCUGGGUGGGUCUGCCCCUUUCGCUUAUUUGCCUGUUCGCGUGCAUCCUGACGUUCUCGCUGAUCCGCUCCAUCAAGAGCACAAGAACCACCAUCCACCUCCACCUCUGCAUCAGCCUCUUCAUCUCCAUCCUCAUCUUCCUCGCAGGCAUCUCUCGCACGGAGAACCGGGCUGGCUGUGUAGUGGUUGCAGGGCUGCUGCAUUUCUUUUUCCUGGCAGCAUUUUGCUGGAUGUGUCUGGAGGGCAUCCAACUCUUCCGGAUGGUGGUGCUGGUCUUCAACACCCACUUCAAAACCUUGUACAUGAUGGCAGGUGGCUAUGGAGUCCCAGCUGUGAUUGUCACCAUCUCUGCCUUAGCUAAUCCCAAAGGUUACGGCACUGAGACAUAUUGUUGGUUGAACCUGGAGUUCAUUUCGAGUUUCCUGGGCCCUGUCUGUGUGAUCAUCGCUGUCAACAUCUUCUUCUUUCUCAUCACAGUCUGGAAGUUGGCACAGAAGUUCUCGAGUUUAAACCCUGACCUGGACAAUUUGCAGAAAAUAAAGGCAUUCACUAUUACUGCAGUGGCUCAGCUGUGCGUGUUGGGCACCAUGUGGAUCUUUGGAUGUUUCCAGUUCGAAGAGAGCACCAUAGUUCUGUCUUACCUGUUCACCAUCUUUGGCAGCCUUCAGGGGGUGAUGCUCUUCGUCAUGCACUGUCUGUGUACCAAACAGGUCAGGGAAGAAUACAGAAACAUCCUACAAAGGUGCUGUGCACCCCAGAAGAAGAAAUACUCAGAGUUCAGCUACUCCAACUCCAGCAAACCACAUGCGUCCAAGAGCUCCCAGGACACGGGAGAGUCUCAGAUCUGACGAGACGGAACAGUUACUCAAGAGCAAAGCGGGAAUUACUGUAUAUAUGCACUCUUAUUAGUGGCCAAGGCAAGUUUGCUUUACUGCAAAAUGGUGUAAAUAGUAGCUUUCAUUAACAUGAGCUGGUCCUUUGUAUUUUGACAAGGAUUUGAGGGAUUUCCUUGAAAAAAUAAUAUAUUGAUUUUGGAGCAAAAAUACAAAUGAUAGAUGAUAUUUUAUGAAGACCUGUUUAUUGGGUACAUCGAAUACAGCUUGUUGUGUCGUCCAGGUACUUAAAACAACAGACAGAGACAAUCUGAAGGAUAUUUUACAAGGCAAGCACUUUCUUUGAUCCACUCACUGGGUAACGUACGACCAAAAAACUAAAUUAAGAUACGGAGAUGGAUUUUAAAUGUAUGUAUGUUUGUGUAUAUAUCCCGGGUUCUUUUAUUUGACUGCAUUCUCUGUUCUGCAUGCUGUAACUUCUUUUAUGUAUUGUAUCUACAUUUGAAAAUAUUAUUUUUAUUUACCUAGUUCAAAUAAGUUUAAAAACUGUAAUUUUAUAUUUUAUGUACGAUCGCCUAAAGAAUAUAUUAAAUGUAUGUGAGUAAGUGCUGGUUCAUUACACAUUUAGCAUUUCGAAUUAAUGAUUUUAUCUUUCGUAGUGUAAUUACCAGAUGUGUUGUAUCAUGUGUGUAUUUGUGUGUGUGUGUGUGUGUGUGUGUGGUUUUGUUUGUUCAUACCUUUUCAUGCCUCUGCUGGAAGCUUUAAAAUAAAGCACUUAUUCUGA
Molecule: messenger RNA, 3429 nt
Organism: Platichthys flesus (European flounder)
Lineage: Eukaryota; Metazoa; Chordata; Actinopteri; Pleuronectiformes; Pleuronectidae
Product: adhesion G protein-coupled receptor E1
Exons: 19
Coding region: 303-2660 (785 amino acids)
Biological process (GO): cell surface receptor signaling pathway; adenylate cyclase-activating G protein-coupled receptor signaling pathway
Cellular component (GO): membrane
Molecular function (GO): calcium ion binding; G protein-coupled receptor activity
Source: RefSeq, a predicted model, not a curated record